AUGGCCACAUCAACAAUUAUUUUGGCCUUGGUCAGCAUCGGUUCGAGUCUACUCGUUUUGAUAGGUUCGACGACCAGCACGCUCAGUAAAGUGGGCAAGGCACCACGUUUCAAGCUGCGUUUGCUGAGUUUAGACCUUUGGCAGAGAGUGCAGUUUUGCAUCUGCCUGUUGGAUUCGGUGCUGCUUUUGGCGGUCACACCGCUCUUUGGGUAUUACUUUUAUCAUCACCAGGAUGGUAAGACGGUUUGGGAUGUCGCUUUCAGCAGGCCAGCAUCGGUGUUUGCUACGACGGCAGUGACCGUGGUGCGUCCAGUGUUGAUUACUGCUUUGGUUGGGUGCAACCAUCUUGGCAACGCCAACAAGAGAUGCUGCAAUCUCCUACUGCCGCUUGCCGCAGUGGUAGUCGUGGCGGCCGUUUCUACAGCAAUGGCAGUCAGCUGCUCUUUCCACUCCUCCGUCCGCUUUUCCUGUGCACCGAUGCCUCGGAUCAAGAUUGCUAUCGCUACGAUCCAGGCGCUUUUCGCAAUCCUAGCCACAACACUGCUCUUCGCUACCACAUCCUUAGCCAGGUCUAAACAAGCGCGAAUGCUUCUCCAGCAGCAACAACAACAACAUCGACCAUUCACCAUAGCAAGUCGAGCACCGAGUCUCUCCCUGCUUAUCCACACUCAGCCGGACCCAUGGACGCGUCAUAUCCACCUCGAUCUACCCCACCACCAUGUUCACCCGCAACGCGAUUUCGCCAAGACGGAUUUCGCCCCACCGAUCCACAAGGCUGCAAAGCAAGGGUCACAUGACCCCAUCGACUACCGCCCGAAAAUGGUGUCCAGUCUGUUGAAUCAAGUAGGUACCGCUUCGGAUAGAAUGACAGAUGCCACUACGACAUCUUUGGGUUAUGGAUCGGCGGUGGCGAGCUCAGCAAACCCGUAUCAUGUUGGCUCGACUUUUUCGUUGGCUAGUCGAGAUGCGCUUACCGGGUUUGCUUCUUCCAGCCUCGACUUGUUGGAGAGUAGAAUUGCACCGGUACCCAAGUAUCAGACUUGCACCAGCAAGCCAUCUUUACAGCCUAUUGAUGGUAAUCCUUUGUCGAGCACGUCAUCCCGGCCUCCGACUUCUGCUAAGGUCCAGAAGGCCAGUCGGGCUUCGUCCAGAAGAGCGCAAACAUCGACCUCACAUCUAAGAACGCAGGACAGGCAAGCAGCCACAGGUCUUACAGCGUCUCGAGGCCUCGAUUCGAGAGCAGUGAUGUUCCGACUGAUUGCAACCGUCAGCUCGCUGUGGUGCCCUGUAGCGCUUUUAGCUUGCUCACUCCUGAUCAGUGACUCUUCCGUACAAGCGCACAUGCUUCUGGCCUCUUUUUGCUCUCCUGCAGCCAUCAUACUCGUUCAAGAAUUAGCAACGCACCUGUUUGCCAUCGACACCACCAAUACGAAGGCCGAGUUACAACACUCUGGCCCUCAUCGAGCACACAGAACAAGCAACGAGAUGGAUGCCUGUUCGCAACGAGCAUCUGUCGCAUCCUCGGCGGUCGUGGUAUACGAAAACCACGAGUCGGUUCGAAAUCGUCGACCGCACCUUCGCUCUUACUCCUGUCCGUUGGAAUCCGAGAGGAAUGGGUACAGCAACCCUUUUCUCGACUCGGAGGCCGUGGGGAAACCGAGAGAUUCGAAACAGCGUCAAAGCUUGUCCUCGGCAAAAAGCGUGCCCUACCUGAGUCAACAUUGGACAGCAGGCAGAGUUAAAGGCGAUCGAGUCGUUGCACCUCGUAGCAGCUUCAUGCGUGGACUCAACUUGAUGAUGAAUCCCAGGCCGAAGCUCCAAGUGCUACCGGCACAUAGUCAAGCUUCUUUGCAGAAAUAUCGGGAUUGUGGUGACAGCGCAAGUGCAAAGCGAGCUUCCUUGCUACCGGCGUCUGUGACUUCAGCCAUUGUGGAGGGUUUGCUUGAUGUGCCACGGAGUCAGGAGCUUGUAACUACUGAUAGUGAAAGGACUUGUAUUACUCAGGGUUUAUCUCAGGAUAGAACGUAUGCUGCAUCGCCAGUCAUGCCCUGGGACCCGGCAGGAGAGGAGGAUGAAUCUGGUUCAGCACGCCAAGCCCAAUCAAUGGAUGAAAGGGGCCAACGAUCGACAGACGUCAUCCUCAACAUGGAUGAUACGCCGGGUAGCCCUCGACGAGUGGAUACCUACAACGCCAGUGUCGAAGACAGUCUACGAUCUCCAACGAAGCGACAUGCUCUACCCACUCGAUCGAUCGGUACACCAGAACAGAAGGCUGCUGCGACGACAAGCUUCUCGCACAACGAUGGAUCACAAAUUUCGGGCAGCAGCGCUUCCAGGCUGUUUUCAGAGAUCAUGGACAUGGUGCGAGGAAACCUAAGUGGUCAGGCUAGGAUGUCGCAUCAGCCCAGAGAAAUCUUGCGCGGCAACAGUCUGAAGCGUACGCCGCCAAAAGGUUAUGCCGAGAUCGAUGGAGGGACGACGCUCGAACAAGUGAGUAUUUACAACUCUGCCCAAGGCGAGAAUGGAACUGUCAUCAUUCAUUCUGGCGAGACGAGCUGCUACUUUGAGACGGCUGCUUCGCAGGAUGCCACAUUUAUGUCUCGAGAUAAGAGUUGCGCAGACGCUACUUUCGAAGAAAACAGGGAAGCAUCCCGCAGCGAGAUCAUGCAGCAUGGAUCUGGAUUGACGCGCAAGGGAUCGGCUUCGAGCACAUUGUCCUUCUCCAGCAUCUCGAGUCGAAUCCGAUCGAUCGGCAGGUCAUCCUUAGCCGGCGCUAGCGGCAGUCCAUCUUCAACUCCCGGCAGGAUUGGUCAACAGAACGAGGUGAAGAAGAUGCGAAGCAGAACAUUUGCUUCCGCUUUCGGCAUUGAGCUUGGAUUGCUGAACCGCAAUGGGUCGAAAAGUCGGAAGGACACGGCAGGCUACAAUGUGGAGAGUUCACCAAGCACCAGUUCGGGUACAUGUCCUUCAUCACUUAUGGACCUCAGCUUCUCGCCAUCGCCUGCUUCUGUGCGACAACGUGGGUCUCCAGGAGAGAUUUUAGCAAGCGAUCGCCUGGAACGCCGUGUGAGGAUGCAUAGGAGAAAUCAGUCGCGAGCCGACUCGAUUAUGGACAUGCUGGAUGAUGAGCAUGGGGAUACGAUCGAGGAAAUGCUAGACCCGGCUGAGGUAGACACCAGUCAGGUGACCGAAGCAGCUGAGCCGGGAGCGUGUAGAGCCGGUGACUUUGUUGCACAGCUGCAAUUCGCAGAGACAGCACAAGAGAAUCCUGGUCCAAGCGGUACCGGCUUUGACGAGCUUCGAGAAGUGGAUUUGGCGGACAUGACGAUGAACGACGUGUGGGAGCGUUGCUUCCCGCCUCAAGGAGCCACAGAAGAUGCUGGUAUGGACCACCUUGGGCAAGGCGUUGACGGUGAAGACACUAAUGGGCAAGAAGACAAUGACGAGAUGAUGGGACUAGAGAUGACACGACUUGCCAGAGCACCGUUGCUGGACACUGUAGCCGAAGAGUGGGAAGGUGAGAGCGACGUUGACGGCCGGACGGAUGGCGAUGAUCAACACUUGAUUGCUGGCAGGUGGAAUACCUGGGAGGGAGGUGACAGCAUAUCAGGACAAGCAGCUUGCGAGGCUCGUGGUGUCGAUGUCGAGGUAGAAGGCAAAGCAAGUCGAGAGUCGCUGCUGCUGGAACGAGAAGGAAAGCAACGUCAAGUGACAGAGCUACUGGCGGAGCACGAGGCCAUGUUCCCGCACAAGACCCUGUCCGAAAUUGUCGAGGUGACCGAGAUGCCAACAGGAUGGCGAGCAUCAGGGUAUCGCACGAGCAGCGGAGCAAGUGGUAGCAAGCUGUCAAGGGAGCGAUUGUCGUCGACGGCGGACUCGAGUGCAAUUCGUCUUGGACUGCCUUUGUCGAUGCGGUGCCAGGAGGAAGCAUCGAGCCGAGAGGAUGCAGCACAGAUGACGGACUGGACUUGUGGGACGGCAACUGAUGAAGCAGUUAACGCAGUGCAAGACGGAUCGAGGGAUGGUGACGAUGGUGAGGACUCGGGAAGCUUUAGGACUCGACAACUGGCAUUCGUCACACCUCGAAGUCGCAUGAGGUGUCGAAUGGCGGCUACUCGAAAGUUCUUUCAGGACGAGACGCCUUGCACUUCGGGAGCUGCGAGAAGCGAAGCAACUAUCGAGCCAUCGCCACGCUCGACGAGUGUCCGCCUUGGACAGUUGGGUAUGAAUCAAGGCAUCUGGGCACGAUCUCCGGUCAAGCUCGACCUCUCUUCGAUGGGAACAGACGUAACUCGGGAUAACAGCGAGAGUCAGAUGAUGGAUCGAGAUGGCAGCUUCCAGAUCGUCGAGAGCUCCGCGAUGGAUGGGGAUGACAGCCGAAGCUCGAGGCUGAGAAGGAGCUUGACGCUCACCAAGGCCAAGUUGGGCACCGAACCGAAACGAGUCUUGAUGAGGAAGCUGGUGUGGCUCGAUCACCACGAUUCUCCCAAGCGUGACCAGCGUAAUCGACUAUCAAGCGCUUCCACUCUUCUCCAAAGGCGAGCAACUAGUUGCAGUCCCGCUCGUGCGGCCGUCGGGCUCAACCAAGCUUCAAGCCCAGUGCACGAAAAGCGGCUGCCGCACAAACCUAUCAAGAAGCGUCGCAAGAGCCGGAUCAAGGGCGUAGCCGUCAUGAUAGCGCGACAUGAAUUUACAGUCGUUGACGAGGAUGACUCUUUGAUUCAGCGAUUCAACUCAGGCCAUCAGCAGCCACCCACCCUUCCCGCCUGCUCAUCUUCAAACACUGUCAAAGCCUAG
This is a messenger RNA of Ustilago hordei, 4797 nucleotides long. RefSeq lists its product as uncharacterized. NCBI's taxonomy places the organism in Eukaryota, Fungi, Basidiomycota, Ustilaginomycetes, Ustilaginales, Ustilaginaceae. The record is from RefSeq and is a predicted model, not a curated record. The transcript has a single exon. The coding region runs from base 1 to 4797 and encodes 1598 amino acids.